Molecule: messenger RNA, 3704 nt
Organism: Megalopta genalis
Lineage: Eukaryota; Metazoa; Arthropoda; Insecta; Hymenoptera; Halictidae
Gene: Tl
Product: toll like receptor
Biological process (GO): inflammatory response; toll-like receptor signaling pathway
Cellular component (GO): plasma membrane
Molecular function (GO): protein binding; signaling receptor activity
Source: RefSeq, a predicted model, not a curated record
AGGUACCAUCGCACGAUCGCACCGUCAGUUUGAGUCGGGCCGUGCUAUAGUGUGUAGUUUAUGAAUCUCAAUCCGGUCGAGUCGCAAGAUUCAAAUUCUUGACUUUAUCCUGUUCGUGGCAUUUGCACGGUUCAGAAUCGGACUCGAUAUCAAACAUACCUCGCGACCGAACGAACGAAACGCGACAGUGAAACAAUGGACGAUGUGUUUACGUGAUCAGUGAUUUCAUCGGGCGAACAAACAAAAGCAAAAGAGAAGAGUGACGACAGAUGAACGUGAUUGGUCUGCGUUAAACCUUGCAGGACACAGUACGGGCUAGGAUUCGUAAAAUGAGACAUCUAUGGUGGAUUAUCUUGUCGAUUGUCAUUGUCACGAGCAAUGGUGACGAUGUUCAAUGCCCUCAGCACUAUUGCAACUGCAAUCAGAAUACCAAAGGCGGCACCGAAGUACGCUGCCUUACAAUAAACGAUUCAUACAUCGUCAUAAACGUUAUACCUAUCAGCAAUUCUAUUGAGAUACAGUGUUUAAACUCGGCGAAAUGGUCGGACUUCCGUGUGCCGAAAUUGUUUCCUACCCGAAAAGUGGAUUCUGUGUUCUUCCAAAUGUGUAAAUUGCCUACGAACAAGAGCCUAGCAGAUAUCGCGCACGAAAUUGGCGCGCAGGAUGUGGAGACUCUAGCAUUCCAAUCUUACGCUGACAAGAGCAUGUACCUGACCAAGAAACACCUCGCGGGAUUCCCAAAAUUGCAACGGUUGAUCCUGUCAUCGAACAAUUUCAGCGACCUCAGCAACGAUUUAUUCACAGACAUGCCCGAGCUCACGUGGCUCGACUUGCGAGCAAGCAAUGUCCACCUACGGUCGGACUUGUUCCAAAACUCUGUCAAUCUGACGGUGCUCGAGUUAGCUCAGAAUAGAAUAAGCAGUAUAGAACCAGGUGUAUUCGAUAAAUUGACGAAACUGACGUUGCUCAACUUAUGGCAAAACAGAUUGACGAAGAUCGAGCCUGGCACGUUCGACAAGUUGGCUUCUCUGCAGUCCUUGGAUAUCAACACGAACGAUUUGACCACUUUGCACGAAGGUGUUCUUCAUAAUCUUAGUAAUCUUGAGGUUUUGAAUUUAUCCGCAAACAACUUUUCGUUGUUGCCGGAGGGUCUAUUCCAACAGAACAAAAAAUUAAAGACCGUGAAUAUGUAUGGGAAUAAAAGAAAUAUGACAACUUUUCCCAGAGGGCUGUUUGCGAAUCUAACAAAACUAACGUCGGUACAGCUCAGAAGCAACGGUUUAAUUACGGUGCCGGAAGAUUUGUUUCGAGGUUCCACCUCAAUAAUCAAAAUCAAUUUGGAGGGAAAUUAUCUUGCGUCCCUUCCAAAGGAUAUAUUCAAAGGACUGUGCAAUUUGUCGACGCUAAAUCUCAACUUCAAUGAAUUGACAUCGCUGCCUGAUGAAAUUUUCGCAGAUACAAAGUCUUUAACCAAGAUUGACUUAUCAAAAAAUCAUAUUGUUUCAAUAUCCAGGCACUUAUUUAAAGAUUUGGUAUCACUGAUCGUAUUGAACAUGUCACAAAAUCAUUUACAAGUAAUCGAAGACACAAGCUUCAAAUCUUUGGAAUCGCUAAAAAUUGCCAGUUUUUCCAACAAUUUGCUCACGUUCAAUAAUUCUUUGAAUGCGUACCAUGACGAAUAUGGGAACAAAUCACCGUUUCAUCAUUGCUUCUCUCUAGAAGAAUUGUACCUCGAUAAUAAUAAUAUUUCUGAGAUAUUUGGUGAUUGGACUAUAACCAGCUUAAAAUUGAAAAUAUUGGAUUUGAAAUACAAUCGGAUACCUUAUAUUUCGAGUGAAGAUCUGCAAUUCACAUCAAAUGAGAUUAAUGUUGAUCUGAGGUAUAACAAUAUAACCCACAUCUACUUACACAGUCUUGAAAAGAUAGCAAGUACUCAAAGAAUCGCACGUCCUGUAGUGAUACAAGUGGAGGACAAUCCAAUAGCUUGUGAUUGUGAUUUGUACGAUUUACUUCGUUAUUUGGAAGGAAAAAUGCACCCCUAUGUUCAAAACUAUUUUCAUAUUAUACCAGGAAAUUUAAUAUGCCAAAGUCCAAAAUGGUCAAUGAAUAUAUCUGUAUCGCAUCUAAAAUCUGAAACCUUGAAAUGUGAAGUAACGAACCCAUGUCCAACAAGUUGCUCGUGUUGGGCAAAACCAUACUUGGGAGCUUUCUUAAUUGAUUGCUCCUACAGGAACUUAACAAGCAUCCCGCGCAACAUUCAAUUUCUACCACGUCACAAACUUGAAUUAAAUUUUGAGGGUAAUAAAUUAACUCAACUGUUACCCCUAACAGGCCUUGGCCUAAGCAAUGCAACAAUAUCGAAGCUGCUUCUGUCAAAUACAAGUAUCUCGAGUGUACCCUUGGAUAUAUUAUCAUCCGAUCUUGAGGUUUUAGAGCUACAUUACAACAAUAUUAGCAGAUUGAACUCUGAUGUCUUACAAUUCAUGAGCAAUUCUACAAAGUUGCAGAAUAUUACGCUUUAUGGAAACCCGUGGGCAUGCGACUGCGAUGCUAGAGAUGUUCUAAAUUUCAUUCAAACGGAAGUUACUAAAAUUUCAUUAUCUUCGCUGAUUAAAUGCAGAGAUACGACCAUUCCAAUGCUAAAAAUGACAGCUACCGACUUUUGUCCUGCUGAAACCGCCAUCAUUAUAGGAAUCUGUUUAACAGUAGCAGUUACUGGAAUGUUAAUUGGUGUGUUAGCAGCACUGUACUACCGAUAUCAAAAUCAGAUUAAAGUUUGGCUAUACGCGCAUCAAUUCUGCUUGUGGUUAGUAACCGAGGACGAAUUAGACAAGGAUAAAUUAUACGAUGCUUUCAUAAGUUAUUCGCAUAAAGAUGAAGAGUUUGUUGUGAACGAAUUAGUGACCAAGUUGGAAAGUGGUUCCAGACCGUUCAAACUGUGUUUACAUUUCCGGGACUGGUUAGCGGGAGAAUGGAUACCAAAUCAAAUAGCUCGUUCCGUCGAUGAUUCGAGGAGAACCAUAGUCGUAUUGUCACCGAACUUUUUAGAAAGUGUUUGGGGACGAAUGGAAUUCAGAGCCGCCCACAGACAGGCCCUCAGUGAAGGCCGAGCAAGAGUUAUUCUAAUCCUAUAUGGUGAGAUUGGUGCUAUCGAUAAUUUGGAUUCAGAACUUAAAACCUAUUUGAGCAUGAACACCUACGUAAAGUGGGGCGAUCCUUGGUUCUGGGAUAAAUUGCGAUACGCGCUACCGCAUCCGCCAGAAUUGACAAAGAGCAGGAUUAGGAAUAAAAUUUUUGAAAAACAUCAACCAACUAUACAAAUUAAUGGUGACAAAAAGGAACUCAUUUAUCCAAAUAGUGACUCGAUAACGCCACCUGCGGCAAGUACUCCUCCAGCAGACACUAUUAAAAUAUUCGAAUGUGACAACGUAAACGAAGUUCAAAGGGAAAGCUUGGAAAAACAAAAUGUAUCGAAUAGUAAUGUCACAGUUGUCAUCUCGCCUGAACAAUUGAUGAAGAAUAAUUUAAUUAACACGGUACAAUGUACCAUGGUAUAAUAUAAGACAAAUAUGUAUAUUACAUAAGGACUGAUACAAACCUUCGAGACUGAACUUGUUCAAAUCUUGUAUAUUAUCUUACAAUAAGUACUAUUUUAUGAAUUUCAAUACUUAGAAAUAAUAAAAUUUGAUUAGGAUUUUAUUAUA